Trichoderma atroviride IMI 206040 is the source of this 447-nucleotide messenger RNA. RefSeq lists its product as uncharacterized. The record is from RefSeq and is a predicted model, not a curated record. NCBI's taxonomy places the organism in Eukaryota, Fungi, Ascomycota, Sordariomycetes, Hypocreales, Hypocreaceae.
AUGCAGAAGGCGGCGUCCUCCGACACUACGCCUGAGAGGUUUAUGAUGGCUUGGGAAUUGAAGGCUAUCGCCGCUGGAAGAAAACCGCUACCUACUGCGAGACGGAAGCGAAAAUUAGAUGAGGUGGAGAGCUCCGAGUCUGGCGAUAACCCGGACAGCUCAACCUUGGAGCAAGAUGGCCAGAGUGCUAAGUGUGUCGGUGGCUCUCAUAGCGAAGACGAUAAAAAGAAUACGACGGCCAGCCAUGUUGCUAAGAAAACAAAAUUGAGCAACGCCAAAGCCCCAAGGAGGCAAUGGAGUCAAGAUGAGAUCCGCUCUGUGGUUACCAUGCGCAGAAAUCAAAACUCUUGGGAACAGAUACAUCAGCGGUUUCCAACUCGAACAAUCGUAGGCAUUCGACAAAUAUUCUGGAAAUACAACGCGAGUCUACACCUUCCCUUGGGCUAA